Mytilus trossulus (common blue mussel) is the source of this 3979-nucleotide messenger RNA. RefSeq names its product transient receptor potential cation channel subfamily M member 2-like. The transcript is spliced from 25 exons. The coding region runs from base 162 to 3599 and encodes 1145 amino acids. Gene Ontology annotation, molecular function: monoatomic cation channel activity. NCBI's taxonomy places the organism in Eukaryota, Metazoa, Mollusca, Bivalvia, Mytilida, Mytilidae. The record is from RefSeq and is a predicted model, not a curated record. Gene Ontology annotation, cellular component: plasma membrane. Gene Ontology annotation, biological process: monoatomic cation transmembrane transport; metal ion transport.
ACAGUAUAUAUUUGAUCUAGUAUACCUUUAAUAUCCAUCCGCGUUGUAUUAAAUGAGCGCAAUAGACAGGGAGAAAUGUAACAAAUGAAGAAAAACAGCGUUUUCGAGUACUAAACCUUAUUUAGAUCACCUUUAAGGAACACAAUUGUGAUAAGAAAAAUAUGGAACCUAUUAUUGUUAAAGUUAAAGUAACUAUAGAAGAUAAGAAGAAGAACAACUAUGUUCCAGAUUUAGACAGCACAGGUGUUCCACUUCCGUACCGGUACGAUGAUGAACCACAGCGUGACAUAUGUAUAAACGCAGAUGGAAAUGAACAACUGUGUAGUCAGGAAAAACAGAACCAUAUCAUUUGCAAUACAGUCAAACUUAUAGAAAAUGAAGAGAAACAGACUGAACUACCUUCAUAUCCUGGACUUGUGUUGGCUGUAGUUGGAGAUUCAGACAGUUUUGUUCCUCGACCCUGGAACACAGCAAAAUUUACGUCGGGACUUAUAGAUACAGUGAAUGGUGCAAAUAAAUGCUGGAUUAUCUAUCGGGGUGGAGAAGAUGGAGUCAGUUCUUACAUUGACAAAGCAUUCAGAAUGAGUGAGCACAGUAUGGAUGAAGACUCGGGUUCUGAAAAGAAAGAAAAUCCACUUAAGAACGAAAAAUUUAUUGCCAUCAAACCUGUAACAGCUGACUACAAACACGAUCAAGCAGUUUAUAAAGGAGACAAAGAAAAAGGAAAGCCACUUCCACGGUGGACGUUUCUCGUCAAGCCUACAUUUGACGCUUGUGAAGAUGAAGAUAUACAGAAAUAUAAAUGGUUUAACGAAUAUUCAGCCAGACUUCUUUUCUUAUUGUCAAAGAAGACAACUCCCCUCUUAUCAAAAAAAGAAGGAGAUAAGGAACAGACAGAACUGUCAAUGAAAGUUCCUGUUCUGUUGAUAGUAGUAGAAGGCGAUAUAAGUACCAUACAUCAGGUGAUGACCGUGUUAGAAAAAAACAUUCCUGUAUUACUUAUUAGGGGUUCUGGUAAAGCUGCUGAUUUCAUAGCAGAAUAUCUCGCGAGCAGCGAUACAGAAUUAUUGCUGAAGAGAAAAGCUCCUCUAUUGUUUGGAAUAUAUUUUAAAAAAGCAGUAUUAAAAUUUCUUCAAGACAUUAUGAAACAAAUAACGAAGUAUAAUUACUUGAUUACUGUUUACGAUAUUGACGACAGCAUGGAACCUAAACUAGAAGAUGCUGUAGUUGAAGCAAUUAUCACAGGAUGGUCCCUUCAAGAAAUUAACGAUAAUGAAGGACAGUCAGACAAAAACACCCAAGCACAGACUAUCACUUCAAAUGUUUUACUAAAGGGAAACAAAUCAUCAGAAGAUCACAAUAUUGGAAAUGGGAAGCCAGGCGAAACCAUACAGACACAUACUUCCUCGUCAAAUGAUGUAAAGAUCGACAGUAAAUCAUACGGUUUGAUGGAACAAUACCAGAUAGCCUUAACACCAGGCUCUUUGUCCCUUUACUUUUACAUUGCCUACCAGUAUAUACAGGAAAAUUACAAGAAUCAAAAACAGGAACAACUGGAGUUACUCCUCUUGGAAGCAAUCGUAGCCGAUCGUGUUGAUUAUGUCUCAGCAAUGAUACAGAAUGGUGUUAAGUUUAAUCCUGCUUUCCUGGAAAUUCUGUAUGAUGAGACUAUGAUAUGUCCAAGUUGUGAGGCUAAAGAUUGUCGAAAAAUUCAUUCAAUUCAUUACCGUACAUGCAAAAAGACAUGCAAAAAGAUUUGGUGUACAUGCACAGAAGAAUGCUCUUUAGUGAGACAUGAAUGUCAACGUAAUGAAAACGAAAAACCAUCCCAUGAAUAUAACGUGCAUGUCGAGGGCUCCAAAUGUAGCUGUGUGAGACACGACCGGAAAAAAAGACUGAAAUCGAAUGGAAAAGAUGGCAAAUGCCUUGAUGUCAGUAAAAGAGCAAGAUAUCUUUGUCAGGAACUCUUGAAUCACGCGAAAGUAAAGAAAGAAAAGCGUUCGUGCAAAGUAAAACCGAGUGAUUCAGAAAGCUCAGAUAUUUAUCAUGAUUUACUGGCUUGGGCCAUAUUUGGAAACAAAACAAGGCUGGCUGGAGUAUUUUGGACAAAAUGUUCAAGUCCACUAUUAACAGCGAUUAUGGCGAGUAGUAUUCUUAAAAACAUGGCGGACAAAGUAGAAUCAGCAAAAGACAGAAAACUACACGAAGAGCUAAUACAGCACUCAAAAUUAUUUGAGGACAGAGUACUUCGUAUGCAGAAUACAUUGUAUGACGAAUGUGAAGAUGAUGCGAUGGUGCUAAUGCAGCAACCAGACAGAGUAUGGGGGAUAAAUGUAUCACCAAUGGCAUGUGCAUACGAAAACAACAUGAAAGAUGUAAUAGGACACCCUUGCAUUCAGAGACGUCUUAAUAGAAUAUGGUACAACCACAACCCCCAUGACAAAUUGAAAACUGAUGCAACUGCAAAAGCAGCUAAACUGACAGACUUUGGAUGGAACUUGAUCUUUUACAACGGAAAGAAAAAUGCCAAAGAGGCUUGGUUUUCGCCACUAAUGGUAUUUGUAUUCCAUUACCUUUUUGUUAUGGCUGUCAUUGUUGGAUUCAGUGCCUUUAUUCUGACGGAUCUGAACAUAAUUGACAGUUACAAAGAUAUAGGAGUGUACGAAUGGCUUCUGUAUGGCUGGUUGGUUGCCGAUAUUACAGAGGAGUAUUUGAUACCGCUGAUUAUUAGGAACCACUAUUGUAUAGGACGAAAACAUGGCUAUUGCUUCAAAUUUCACAGAGCUUUCUUUAAUAUUUGGAAUGUGUUAACCUUUAUGUCAUAUUUGAUCAUUACUGCUGCAGUGUUGGUGAGAACUAUUAACUCGGCUGACUUCCAUAGAAUGGCCCUCAGACUGUACAGUCUUGGCCUUUUCACGAUGUACAUGAGAUUUCUUCAGUGCAUGAUUAUUCAUAACUAUUUUGGUCCUAAAAUAAUCAUGAUUGGCGAAAUGCUACUCGAAUUGAUGAAGUUUGUCUGGAUUUUGAUUAUUUUCAUGAUGUGUACAGGGGUUUUGUAUCAUGCAAAUAUGUACCCAAGUCACUUCGACAUGUGGUCAUUGAAGGGUGUGCAAUUCUGGAGAAUCUGGAAAGUUAUAGCUUUACCGUACUGGCAAAUCUACGGAGAACUUAAUCUUGAACAGCUAACAGGUGACAAUAAUGACAAUGGUACAUCGUGUACUUUUAUUGAGUCUGAAUGGGAGGCGAAUCCAGAUAUAGAAAGAUGUGUUGAAUACGACUGGGCACUGUUAAUCAUAGCAGCAUUUUACCUUCUUGUCACCAAUCUACUGUUGGUAAACCUUAUAAUUGCUUUAUUCAGUAACCAGUUUGAACAAGUGCAAGUCGACUCGGACAGACUGUGGAAAUUCUGGAGAUAUUCAAUCAUUACCAAGUUCAGCACAAGGCACCCAGUACCUUUCAACUUAUUGAUAUUCAUUCCACUAAAGAUCUAUAGACGUUGUACACAAAAGGAAGAAAAUAAAGAGAAAGUAUUAGUUAAAGAACAGGAGCUGCAUGCUGUCCGCUGUCUAUAUUACCAGGCGACAAAGAAAAAACAGUAAACAUGAGAGAAUUUCAAAAUUUUAUUGUACAUGUGUUGAUUACUUAUUUUAAAUUAUUAAGCUUGUCUAUAUUGUAAUGUAAUGAUGUAUGUGGGUAUUUUUAACAGUUCACCAUGAGUCUUACUGCGAAAAAAUAUCUGUCAAUAUAACGCUUGGGUUUUUUUGUAUGCACACUUGGAGUUUCCCUGCUAAUGUAAUAUGUUAUACGACGCGACGCAUACAUACAUGUAUGUAAACAGUAAACACAUUGAUCCUGAGAAUUACUUUAUUCCUGAAGGAUACCAAUAGCACCGUAGUAAGAUCUUUAAAUAUUGUUUUAAUUUGUACUAACUUUGUUUUUGUUUGUGAUGAAUUAAAAUAUAUGCUAUGCAUUGUUUUAA